GUAAAAUUAAAUAUGAAUAAUAAUCAACAAAACCCUAAUUGGAAUCCCAAUAAUCAGGAAGGGCAAAAGGCUAAUAUGCCUUCAGAAGGGAACUCUAACCCUCAAAUGAACAUGCAAAAUAUGCCAGGAGGCAACAUGCAAAUGAACCCAAACAUGAUGGCUUAUGCUAUGCCUAACUAUAUGAAUCAUAUGCCAAUGGGAGGGAUGUCUCAUAACCCAAAUAUGGGAGGUGUAAUGUACCCAAACGGAUCUGGAAUGAUGCCUCAAGAUGGCAACCAGAUGCAAAGCAACAACCCCAAUGAUCAGAACAAUCCAAAGGCUGAAGACAGCCAAAAUAACAAUCAAACACCCGCUGGAAAUGACGAAAAUAAUCAGAAUCCAACUCCAGAGCCCCAAGUCGAGAAGAGGGAUCAAAAUCCUGAAGGUGAAGUAGCUCCUGGAGGAGAAGGUAAAGCUCUUGAUGAAAAUGCAGUCACUCAAGGAGCCAUUCAGGAGAACUCUCAACCAGCUGAUCAGAGACCUAAUAUCCAGUCUCAACAGAAUAUGGGUGAGAUCUCAAAGGAAAACAGAGAAGAAGGAGAUGAGGGUGAAGAUGGAAAAUACAAUUUAAGAAAAAGAUCCAGAAAAGAACUUCCCGCAUACUAUUGUGAGCUAUCAGAUGAUGAAAACAAGGCUAAUGGAAACCGUAAAAGGCCAAAGAAGGGAGAAGAAGACUAUGAUCCAAAUCAAGAUGAAGAGAAUGAUAAUAGACAGGGAAAACAACAAAACAAUCAAGAUAUGGGCAAUAAUCCCGGGGGAAAUUUUGGAAUGCAGAAUCAGAUGAAUCCUGCAAUGAUGCAUCAAAUGAUGAUGCAGCAGAUGUCAGGUAAUCCCGGAAUGGGAAUGCCUAAUGUGAAUGAUGUUAGUGCAAAUCUAAACAACAUGAAUAACAUGAUGGCAUCACAGUAUCCUCAGAACCCAAUGGGUCAGCAAAAUUUCCCUAAUUCAGGACAAAAUAACACCCAAGUCCAAGAGAAAUCAGGAGGAUGUAACGGAGCUAAAGAAGGACCAGGAGGUAUUUGCACUCACUGCAAUAAGCCUAAACCCCCUCCAGAAUUAUUAGCCCAAAUCCUUAGUUUGCAGAAUAAUAGGACCGCACAGAUGAUGCAAGGCAUAAACGACCCCUCCUCAUAUAUGGCAGGAGGUGGAUCAGUGGUGCCAGGAAUGGGAGGAAAUGGAUUUAAUGGUGGUUCCGCAAAUCCAACUCCAGGAGGAGCAGCUCAAAAUAUGAGUGGAGGCAAUAACUAUGAUACAAGCAACGCAAAUCAGUAUACAAUGCAAUCUACAGGAAAUGCAGGGCAAGCUAACUCAGCCCAACAAGAUCCUUCUAAGAUGCAGAAUAAUUCAAUGAACCAGCCAGGAUACAACAUGAUGGAAGGAAGAAAUGGAGGAAAUUCUAUGCCAGCUGGAGGAUCAGGUCAAAACUUUGACCCAAAUAAUUUCCCAGGCAGUAAUCAAAUGGGUAUGAAUCCAAUGAUGGGAGGCUUCCAAAAUAUGAAUCAGUUCCCACCAGGAGCUGGAGGAAACGGGAUGAAUAACAUGGGAUUCCCAUCCAAUUACUCAAUGAAUAGUACAGGAACAAACCAGAAUUCCCAAGGAAAUAAUCAGAACCUAACACCAGAGCAGAUGCAACAGAUGAUGCAAAGACAAAUGAUGCAAGGAGGAGGCCAGUGGAUGAACAAUAUGAAUCCCGGAGGAAACUAA
Moneuplotes crassus is the source of this 1743-nucleotide messenger RNA. The record is from the annotation of a GenBank genome assembly. Lineage: Eukaryota; Ciliophora; Spirotrichea; Euplotida; Euplotidae.